Zerene cesonia (dogface butterfly) is the source of this 7397-nucleotide messenger RNA. RefSeq names its product UDP-N-acetylglucosamine--peptide N-acetylglucosaminyltransferase 110 kDa subunit (gene sxc). The transcript has 10 exons. Gene Ontology annotation, biological process: protein O-linked glycosylation. Lineage: Eukaryota; Metazoa; Arthropoda; Insecta; Lepidoptera; Pieridae. The record is from RefSeq and is a predicted model, not a curated record. Bases 214 to 3390 code for a protein of 1058 amino acids. Gene Ontology annotation, molecular function: protein binding; protein N-acetylglucosaminyltransferase activity.
CCGACUGUCGAUUGGCUUCGCUUGAGAAUGAGAAAAGAAUGAUAGUGAAUUGUAGUGAAUCAAGGCAUUUUAUUUCGUCAAUAAUUUAUUUUCUCAAUUAGUUUGUGAUUGCCUAUCAUGGAAAAGUACUUGUACAUUUAUCAAUUCUACAUGUGGUAGUGUGAAAGUGUAACGUGUGGUUGUUUAUUGGUAAUUCGGAUUGUACUUGAAAUAAUGAUAACGAAAAUGCAACCUCAAGCGAAUGUUGCCGUGCCGCAAGCUGUCACGACUCAACCUCAACAAAUUGUCGGAGUUCCAGCUAAUGCUGUGAUAUUAAAAAUGUCUGAUAUACAGCAAAUAUCUACCGUUGGACUGUUGGAGCUCGCGCACAGGGAGUACCAAGCUGGGGAUUAUGAUAACGCUGAAUUGCAUUGUAUGCAGUUAUGGCGACAGGAUGCUACUAAUACUGGUGUCUUGUUGCUUUUGUCUUCAAUACAUUUUCAAUGCCGACGACUUGAUAAAUCAGCCCAUUUCUCGACACUGGCGAUCAAGCAGAACCCAUUGUUAGCUGAAGCUUAUAGCAAUCUGGGAAAUGUCUACAAAGAGAGGGGCCAGCUUCAAGAGGCGUUGGAGAACUACAGGCAUGCUGUGCGGCUAAAGCCUGACUUUAUAGAUGGAUACAUCAACCUGGCCGCAGCUCUGGUGGCCGCUGGGGAUAUGGAGCAAGCUGUACAGGCCUAUGUCACCGCUUUGCAGUAUAAUCCUGAUCUUUACUGCGUUAGAAGCGACUUGGGCAAUUUGCUCAAGGCCCUGGGACGUCUGGACGAGGCAAAGGCAUGUUACUUGAAAGCAAUUGAAACACGGCCAGACUUUGCAGUAGCAUGGAGUAACUUAGGGUGCGUUUUUAACGCACAAAGUGAAAUCUGGUUGGCAAUCCAUCAUUUCGAAAAGGCUGUGGCUUUGGAUCCCAAUUUCUUGGAUGCAUACAUAAACCUUGGAAAUGUACUGAAGGAGGCUAGAAUUUUUGACAGGGCCGUAGCAGCUUACUUGCGAGCUUUGAAUCUAUCACCUAACAAUGCUGUUGUCCAUGGAAACUUGGCGUGUGUGUAUUAUGAGCAAGGUCUUAUUGACUUGGCUAUUGACACUUAUAGAAGAGCGAUUGAAUUGCAACCCAAUUUCCCCGAUGCCUACUGUAAUUUGGCGAAUGCUCUUAAAGAAAAGGGCCAAGUCGCUGAUGCUGAGGAAUGUUACAAUACGGCUCUUAGGCUAUGUCCAUCACAUGCAGACUCUCUUAACAACUUGGCGAACAUUAAACGUGAACAAGGAUACAUAGAAGAAGCGACUCGUUUAUACUUGAAGGCUUUGGAAGUUUUUCCAGAAUUUGCUGCCGCGCACAGCAAUUUGGCAUCUGUUUUACAACAACAAGGCAAGCUUAAUGAAGCCCUAAUGCAUUAUAAGGAGGCAAUUCGCAUUCAACCAACAUUUGCUGAUGCAUACAGUAAUAUGGGAAAUACGCUCAAGGAAAUGCAAGAUGUCGCUGGCGCCCUACAAUGUUACACAAGAGCUAUUCAAAUUAACCCCGCGUUCGCCGACGCUCACAGCAAUCUCGCUAGUAUUCACAAGGACUCAGGGAAUAUUCCAGAAGCCAUACAGUCGUAUAGGACGGCGUUGAAACUCAAGCCGGACUUCCCUGACGCGUAUUGCAACUUGGCACAUUGUUUGCAAAUCGUUUGCGAUUGGACCGAUUAUGAGGCAAGGAUGAAGAAACUCGUUAGCAUUGUAGCGGAACAGCUCGAGAAAAAUAGACUGCCAUCAGUACAUCCACAUCACUCUAUGCUGUAUCCACUGACACAUGAUUUCAGAAAGGCUAUUGCCGCCCGUCAUGCCAACUUGUGUCUAGAGAAGGUGCAAGUAUUGCACAAGCCUCCAUACAAAUUCCCUCGCGAUUUGCAAGGGCGCCUGCGUAUCGGAUACGUUAGCAGUGAUUUCGGUAAUCAUCCGACGUCCCAUCUUAUGCAAUCCGUGCCCGGUCUACAUGAUCGCGCUAAAGUUGAGAUCUUCUGUUAUGCACUCAGCCCUGACGAUGGAACAACAUUCCGCUCUAAAAUCGCCCGAGAGGCGGAACAUUUCAUUGAUUUAUCGCAAGUACCCUGCAAUGGAAAAGCGGCCGAUAAGAUUUAUGGAGAUGGAAUUCACAUUCUUGUGAACAUGAAUGGAUAUACAAAAGGAGCUAGGAAUGAAAUAUUCGCCCUAAGACCGGCUCCGGUUCAGGUUAUGUGGUUGGGUUAUCCCGGAACAAGUGGAGCGAGUUAUAUGGACUAUUUAGUCACAGACGCUGUGACAUCACCUGUGGAAUUGGCGAGCCAGUAUAGCGAAAAGCUUGCAUACAUGCCCCACACCUACUUUGUCGGUGAUCACAAACAAAUGUUCCCGCAUUUACAAGAGAGGCUAAUUCUUAGCGAUAAAGUGAAAUCGCACAAUAAUUUAGGAAGCGUCGCUGAUAACGUAGCUGUUAUAAAUGCCACUGAUUUAUCACCGCUAGUGGAAAAUACCGACAUUAAAGAGAUUAAGGAAAUCGUUAGAGCGGCAAGACCGGUGGAAAUUUCGUUGAAGGUUGCCGAAUUGCCAACCACGACACCCAUCGAAACUAUGAUCGCUUCAGGACAAGUGCAGACAUCCGUAAACGGGGUUAUCUUGCAAAACGGUCUUGCCACAACACAAACAAACAAUAAAGCUGCCACCGGCGAAGAAGUCCCUCAGUCCAUAGUAAUAACAACGAGACAACAAUACGGUUUGCCGGAUGACGCAGUUGUCUAUUGCAACUUCAACCAACUGUACAAGAUAGACCCCCUGACUUUGCACAUGUGGGUGUAUAUUCUGAAACAUGUGCCCAAUAGUGUGCUUUGGCUCUUGAGGUUCCCGGCCGUUGGCGAACCGAACCUACAAGCUACGGCACAACAAUUGGGUCUACCACCAGGUCGUAUAAUAUUCUCAAAUGUGGCAGCCAAAGAGGAACAUGUGAGGAGAGGGCAGUUAGCCGAUGUAUGCCUGGAUACACCCUUGUGCAAUGGACACACAACUAGUAUGGACAUCUUAUGGACGGGAACCCCAGUGGUCACUUUACCUGGAGAGACCCUAGCUUCAAGAGUUGCGGCGUCACAAUUGAACACGCUCGGAUGUCCGGAAUUAAUUGCCCGGACGCGCCAGGAAUAUCAAGACAUAGCUGUAAGACUAGGAACUGAUAGAGAAUACCUCAAAGCGAUCCGUGCAAAAGUGUGGACCGCGCGAACAGAGAGCCCGCUGUUCGACUGCAAGGCGUACGCCACCGGCCUCGAGAUGCUCUACAGCCGCAUGUGGUCGCGGUACGCGCGCGGCGACCGCCCUGACCACGUGCAGGCCAUCGACAAAUAGGCACAACUACACUGCGACCUUGGUGAGGGCACGUCGAAAAAGCGGCGCUGGUGUUGAGUGACAGUGACAGUGACAGUGACAGUUGCGGUGAUUGUGACGGGUAACAGAUGAAAAAGUGAGUUUUGCUUUGGCAGUUCCCAUUGCGCGCCAUUUUGUAGAUUCGACAUUCAAAUAUUGCUGGUAUCUCUUGAGUCUUCGUUUCGGUUUUAGGAGUUGUGUUGAUAUAAUGGUAUAAUUUGAUAAAUGGUCAGGGCACUGGAAAAAAUGCCGCCCCAUCACUAAAAUUUCAUUGAUUUGUUUUUUAAAUAAUUAAUAUUUAUGUACUUUAAUAAUACAGUUGCCAGUUGAUCUAAUCUUCAAGGUAAUGAAUUAAUUAAAUUAUUUCCAUCAAGAUUAGUUUUUACUUUUAUAAUUUACCAAAGUUCGAUUUGACAAAUCAUGUAUCAGUUGAAUUUCUUGAAUAAUCCACAAAUACAAUUUAGAUGUAAUAUGUGUAAAUGAACUAUUUGAAAUGUGAUUGGUGAAAUAUAUCAUAAGCAUAAAAAUAUAUCUAACUCUUCAUUAAUGCGUGCGCUUGCGCGCGUAACGUAUACUACUCUCUUGAAUAAUAAAUGAUUAAUUAAAAAGAAUAAAAAAAUUCUAUUAAAAACUUUUGAUAACACUAAAUUUUUUUUUUCAAAUUUCACUUUUCAAAUUUUGUCGCCCUAGAUAAUUUGCCGCCCUGGGCACUAGCCCCGACUGCCCCUAGUGUAAAUCCACCAUUGUAAAUGGUAAUGAGUGGUAUGGGCAAUGUUUUUUCAUUUAAGUUAUUUCUAUAAGUAAGAGAAUCGUUGAACAUUUUGUUUUAGUAAGAUUCCUGUGGAUGUGAUUUUCAGCUACAUUGUUAGUACUUGUAAUAGUUUAAUCUUUUAGUCUGUUUAAUAGUGAAUUAUUUUUUUAUUGUUAAUAACACAAUUUGAACUGUCUCACUAUAAAUAGCGGUUAAUAUAAUGUUGGGGUUGUUUCAAUUGAAACUGUUAUCCUGACUCAUGUUAAUUGUAUUUAAUAAGACAUAAUUUUCAUUAGUACUUGAGUAUUUAAUGUGUAAUAGAGCGACGUGUAGUUUCAAUAUUGAUAUAGUAUGAAGACCUUGUUAUGUUUUUCUUUCUGCUUCAGUUGUGUCAAUCACAUUGUCAAUGAAAAAUUGUGAUGGCUGGAAGCAAUGACUCAAGCAUUUGUGGCCUUGAAAGCAUGUGCCAUUAGACAUUGCAAUAAUUAACAUGUAACUUAUUUAAUAGGGUUUUCUUUUCGAUUGAUUAACCAGAAAUAAUGCAUCUGAGUCCUUAUAGAGUAUUCCAGGAUGAUUGAAAGCAAUUUGAUAGUUUAAGUAAAUUAUUUUGCAGAAGUAUUUUAUUAGUAGUAAGUAAAAGACACUUAUUUUAAUAUGAUAUUGGAAAGGAAAGGUAUCGCAGUGUUUAAAAAUUUACUAAAAUUUGAUACAUGUAAUAAUUUAGGUAUUUUAACAAAACCAUUUUGGCUUUUAAUUGUAUGCAUAGAAUUACUGUAUUAUCAACUACAAUAUGAUGAAAAAUGUCUUAAAGAAUCUCACUUAAGUGUGAGAUGAGAGAACAAUGAGUUAAGUAAUGUUAGAUGUCUAAAUAAGCUACAGAGGUUUUUUAUGUGUUAAAAGUAUGUAUAUCUAUAUAACUGGAAUUUCAUAAGAACAUGGCUUUGAUAACUGUAGAAAGAAUUUUUGUGGUAGUGCCACUCAAGUCCCAGUACUCCUUUUCUUGACACAUCAGCUGUGAAUUGAAUCCUAUUAAUUAAAAAAAUGGGGACAUUAAAAAUAUGAAAACAGUUAUAUAAAUAUAGACAUUUUUAUAUUUUGUCAUGUUUAAGAACCAUUAAAGACAUUCUCUAUGUAUUUGAUGUUAGACAAAAUAUUGUUUAGUGAUUACAUGUCUUUAUUCGAAAUCAGACAUCUAAGAAGGAGCAAUCAUAUGUAAGACUGAAUCUGAAUGAUAUAAAUAUCUAGUGACUUUGCUUCUAAAUCUGCGGAGAAAAAUGUUUAUUCACUAGAUCUUAGGUAUAAUUUAUUGAAUUAGUUCAUAGCUUUAGUGUAACGAUUUAAUCAUCGAAUUUAAUUAGUUAUUCAGUUGACUACUCAAAUAAUAUAUGUACUUGGUUUUGUUUGUAAUUCAACUAAGUUUUGACAUAUGUAUAAUUGGUUUUUCUCAUUUAAUAUUUACUUUCACAAAUGCAGAAAAGAACAAUAAUGUGACUAAGAUUGUUAUGUAAUUUUUAAGUAGAUUACGUUUGUGUGUUAAGAUAAUGUGAUAUAUUUAGGAGUUUGAAGAGACCUUAAUACGGCUCAAAUCUCGAUCGAAUCAAAGGCUUUUUCAUAGUCCACAAACGCCAAGCAUAAUGGCUGAUUAUACUCCUCCGUCUUCUGUAUAAUCUGUCGUAGCGUGUGAGUCAUGAAGAGUCCUUCCUUCUCCAUCAACUCAUCAUCGCCUCUCUUGCCUAAUUUUGCGUUGAAAUCCCCCAUAACAACAUUGAAAUGUGUUUUCGAGGUGUGUAUGGCUCUGCUGAUGUCCUCAUAACUUACCUCCACAUCUUCAUCUGGAUAUGCCGAAGUCGGAGCGUAGACCUGAAGGACCUUCAAGGAAUAUCUAUCAGAUAUUUUGAGGAUCAGGUACGCUACCCUGUUCGACACACUUUCGAUGGCUACGAUGUUUUUUUAUGAGGGGUCUGCGAACGAUAAACCCUAUUCCACAUUGGGAUUGCUGGUCGCCCUCCCGGUAGAAGAAUAAAUUACCAGAUGCCAAGGUCAACGUGUCCUCCCCCUUUCUUCGGACUUCUGAUAUCCCUAUGACAUCCAGCUCAACGAUCUUUUCGUCCGUCCUCAAUGUGCGUGCAUUGUAUGUUACCAGGGCCAGGAUCGUCGGGAGUGGUAGCCGUAUCGCUUCCGGUGAUUCUUAUCACCCCCCGAUCCGCCGUUACCAUGGCCGCUACCGUAGCCAGGAAAGGGAGGGAGAACAUGCACAACGCUGCUGCCCGUUUGCAUGUAGAAACCCUUAGUCGCAUUUUACGACACCCACAGGUAGAGAUGGGGUGGUGCUAUUCUAAACCGGCACCACACGGUCAAGUGUGGGUCAAGUAAGGUCUCUUCAGCGAUGCCGCAUUGACUAUCGGUAUAUCGAAGUGCUGAGAAGCUUGUAUGAAAACGCCACAAUGUCAGUCCGAGUUCAGGAGCAGUGCACGAAAGCAAUUCCUCUGCAGCGCGGCGUCAGACAAGGAGAUGUCAUCUCUCUAAAACUUUUUACCGCUGCUUUGGAAGACCUCUUCAAGCUCCUCGACUGGCAAGGACUUGGCAUUAACAUUAAUGGCGAGUACAUCACUCACCUUCGAUUUGUUGACGAUUUCGUGGUCAUGGCGGAGUCCCUGGAAGACCUUAAUACAAUGCUCGGUGACCUCUACAAAGUUUCACAACAAGUGGGCCUUAGCAUGAACAUGGACAGACGAAAAUCAUCCCAUCACAUUCAUAAAAUCUGGACUCUGGCCGCUGGUGAUCGGUCGUUUUUGGAAAUCUUUGGGGGAGGCCUAUGUCCAACAGUGGACGUCCUAAAAGGCUGCAACGAUGAGUUAGGAGUUUGAGAAUAAAAUUCAUAAGAUAAGUAUCCGCACAUAUGAUGCUUGCUAUGUUGUUUAGGGAAUAAUGGGCUUUUAAUAUUUAUGACUCAUUAAAGCUUGAUGUAGGUUUUGUCUUUUACUUAAUGUGAAUAAAUUCAAAACAGUAUUGGGCCGAAAGGCAAUUAAUUUUUUCAAUAAAAAAAUCUUUAAAGCAAAUUAUUGAGUAUAUUUGAUAAUGUCCAUUGUUCCCAAUGCCAUUAUGCCAUUUUACAAUAGACUAGCAUAAGUGUGAAUUACCCAGUUGAUUUUAGCAAAUUUCCUCAUUAUUCACUAAUUGUAAAUAUUUUCUUAAGUUUUAGUAUUAAUUAGGUUGAUUAAUAAACAUGUGAAAAAAA